Messenger RNA from Cucurbita maxima (winter squash), 1808 nucleotides. RefSeq names its product organic cation/carnitine transporter 4-like. NCBI's taxonomy places the organism in Eukaryota, Viridiplantae, Streptophyta, Magnoliopsida, Cucurbitales, Cucurbitaceae. Gene Ontology annotation, molecular function: transmembrane transporter activity. Gene Ontology annotation, cellular component: membrane. The record is from RefSeq and is a predicted model, not a curated record. Gene Ontology annotation, biological process: transmembrane transport.
UUAUACAAACAAUUACAUCUCGCAAAAUCUGCCUUAUCGCUCUCUUCCCCCACAAAACAGAGAUCCGGUAAGCCACGAGGACAAUGUCCGACAUGUCGGCGUCAGAUCCCGGAGGCCAGGCGGCGGAAAUCCGGCAGCCUUUGAUGGCGGCGGCGGGGAAGGGGUUGGAGAGGCUAACGGUGGACGAGAUGCUGCAAAAGCACUGCGGGGAGUUCGGGCGGUGGCAACUGAGGCAUUUCGUUCUGACGAGCCUAGCCUGGGUACUGGAGGCGUUUCACACGUUGGUCAUGAUUUUCGCGGACCAGANNCCCGAGUGGAGCUGCGUGGGAGGCGGGUCGGGGUGCGGUCCGGCAGGGGCGGGGAUUUGCAAGAUGGAACCGGGGUGGUGGCGGUGGAGCGGGGCAACGGGGAUAUCGACGGUGUCCGAAUGGGGAUUGAUUUGCGGUGAGAAGUAUAAGGUCGGAUUAGUUCAGGCCUUGUUUUUUGGUGGCUGCAUGAUUGGAGCUGGAAUUUUCGGGCAUCUCUCAGAUUCAACACUUGGAAGAAAAGGGUCCCUCAAAGUAGUCUGCAUUUUAAAUGCCAUAUUCGGAAUCGCCACCGCAUUUUCCCCUAAUUACUUGAUUUACACUCUCCUCCGCUUCCUCACUGGCUUCAGCACCGGUGGCGUUGGCCUAUGCGCCUUCGUCCUCGCCACUGAGCCCCUUGGCCCCGCCAAGCGUGCCGCCGCUGGAAUGUCCACCUUCUACUUCUUCUCCUCCGGCAUUGCCGCUCUCUCCGCCAUAGCUUACGUCUUUAAAUCAUGGCGCCAACUCUACAUCGCCACCUCUCUUCCCUCCUUUUUUUUCCUCUUCCUCGUCCUUCCCUUUAUCUCCGAAUCCCCCCGAUGGUUCCUCGUCCGCGGCAGGGUUACUGAGGCUACAAAUAUCAUGGCUGCCAUUGCCCAAGCCAAUGGAAACCACCUCCCUGAUGGGGUGUUUCUUGCCAUUGACGAAGAUACAAAACAGAGCUCGAAACAGGACCAAAUCCAGCAGACUACCCAAUCGGGGUCUCUCCUCGACGUGAUGCGCUCGCCCAUUACUCGAAUUCGGUUGAUUCUGGCCGUGGCGAUUAAUUUCAUGUGCGCCGUCGUGUACUACGGGUUGAGCCUGAAUGUGGUGAAUCUGGACACCAAUAUUUACCUGACCGUGGCGCUGAACGCGGUGGCGGAAAUGCCGGCUUUCUUGAUCACGGCAUUGCUGUUGGACGUGUGUGGGCGGAAGCCGUUGGCGAUUGGGACGCUGUGGUUCAGUGGGGUGUUCUGUCUAUGUGGGAGUUUGAUGAAGGGGGUGGGGAUGUGGAAGAUUGUGAGGAUGGUGUGUGGGAUGUUGGGGAUAUUUGGAAUGGCGGGGACUUAUAAUUUGUUGUAUAUUUAUACGGCAGAGCUGUUUCCAACGGUGGUGAGGAACGCGGCGUUGGGGUGUGGGACGCAGGCGUCGCAGAUGGGGGCGAUAUUGGCGCCGUUUGUGGUGGUGAUGGGGGGAGGGCUGCCGUUUGCGGUGUUUGCAGGGUGUGGAAUUAUGGGUGGGGCUCUGGCGUUUUACUUGCCGGAGACGCUGAAUAAGCCUUUGUAUGAUACAAUGGGCGGCAUAGAAGACGGGGAAAAAGAUUGUUUGAACAAUGCCUGAACUUGUAUGGUUGCUACCUACCUUUGGAGUUUUGUUGAUGCCUAAAACACAAUUCUGUGGAUUCUCUUAUGAUCACGUGUAUGCUUAGAUCUCUGGUGUAGCAACCCUAACUUUUCUUUUAUAAUAAAAUUGUUAUUAUAUGCA